Messenger RNA from Scedosporium apiospermum, 564 nucleotides. RefSeq lists its product as uncharacterized. Bases 1 to 564 code for a protein of 187 amino acids. The record is from RefSeq and is a predicted model, not a curated record. Gene Ontology annotation, molecular function: RNA cap binding. The transcript is spliced from 3 exons. NCBI's taxonomy places the organism in Eukaryota, Fungi, Ascomycota, Sordariomycetes, Microascales, Microascaceae. Gene Ontology annotation, biological process: deadenylation-dependent decapping of nuclear-transcribed mRNA. Gene Ontology annotation, cellular component: Lsm1-7-Pat1 complex; P-body.
AUGGAGAACCUAACGAUAUCCGAUUCCGGACCCCGCGGCGGAGGAGGAGCUGCGCCUCCUCCGGCUGGAAGCGCGCCGGGUGGUCUCCAGGGCCCGCCGGUUCCUCAGCAGUUACCGCCUCAGAUGUUUACGACUGCGGCGCAGCUUUUGGAUCUCACAGAUAAGAAGUUGAUGGUUGCGCUACGUGAUGGAAGGAAACUCAUUGGCAUACUGAGAAGCUGGGAUCAAUUCGCCAACCUCGUCCUCCAAUCAACCAUCGAACGCGUCUUCGUCCCACCCCCCCAAAAAGAAGACGGCACCAUCGACACGACACAGCGCGGCCUCUACGCCGACAUCCCGCGGGGCAUCUUCCUCGUGCGCGGCGAAAAUGUGCUCCUUUUAGGAGAAAUCGACCUCGACAAGGACGACGAGCCGCCGGCGGGGUACGACGCGGCGGAGGCGGCGGUGGUGCAGAAGUUAGCAAGGGAGAGGAAGGAGGCGGAGAAGGCGAAGAGUAAGGCUAGGAUUGGGAGGUUGAAUGCUAUUGGGUUUGAGGGGGAGCAUAUGGGGGACGUGCUGUUGUGA